Messenger RNA from Cryphonectria parasitica EP155, 895 nucleotides. RefSeq lists its product as uncharacterized. Gene Ontology annotation, molecular function: protein binding. The transcript has a single exon. Gene Ontology annotation, biological process: protein import into peroxisome matrix, docking. The record is from RefSeq and is a predicted model, not a curated record. Gene Ontology annotation, cellular component: peroxisome; membrane. NCBI's taxonomy places the organism in Eukaryota, Fungi, Ascomycota, Sordariomycetes, Diaporthales, Cryphonectriaceae. The coding region runs from base 8 to 685 and encodes 225 amino acids.
CACGCUCAUGCGGUGGAUAAGGACGCUCAUCGCAAAGAUCACAGGCCGACCGCCUCCAGCCGACGCUAUGGCACUCACACCAGCCUCGUUUGCGAGAUUCGAGGGCCGACACGUAGAAGGACCACCCGGUUCUGCGCCCGCCAAGCCGAGCCGAAAACCACUCAUCUUCUUCCUCCUCUUCGCCUUCGGGCUGCCAUACCUGAUGACCAAGAUGGUCCGGUCCAUGGCCGCAUCGCACGAGGAGGAGGAGCGGAGGCGACAGAUGCAGGCACAGCCUCUCGACCCGGCCAAGCUCGAGUUCUGCCGCGUGCUGUGGGACUUCUCGCCCGAGUCCCGCGGCGAUGCCGUGGUGCAGGGUGUCGACCUGGAGGUCAAGAAGGGUGACCUCGUGGCCGUGCUGAGCAAGACAGACCCGCUGGGCAACCCGAGCGACUGGUGGAGGUGUCGUGCGAGGGACGGCCGGAUGGGCUACCUGCCGUCUACGUUCCUGGAGAUCGCGAGGAAGCCGGUGGCUGCCAUCAAGGCCACCGCGUCGGUCGACAGCAGCAGGGCGAAUUCCCUGACGAGCAGCAUCACCAGCGCCGUUCACAAGGAAGCCGCCGAGCCGGAGAAGGUGCCUGUCCCGGUCGGCAAACCUGGGGAUAUCAGUGCCGAGAGCUUUCAAAAGUCUCAAUUCUACAGCUGAAGGAGAGGAUUUCCAUAAUUGUUACUAUUAUUAUUAUUUUCCUUGUCUCUUCUUCUUCUUUCUCUUGUGUCUUUUCUUUCUUUCGCAAAGAUGGGACAUGGAUGGAAUGUACUCAAAGAGGUUCUUUUGCGAUGGAUCUAAAAGCUUGGAGUUGGGUGUCUCGGGAUUCUUUUGGGGGGAUCACAGCGAAUAUAUACAUUUGACACUAUG